Funneliformis caledonium is the source of this 437-nucleotide messenger RNA. Lineage: Eukaryota; Fungi; Glomeromycota; Glomeromycetes; Glomerales; Glomeraceae. The record is from the annotation of a GenBank genome assembly.
CAAGUAGCGUCAGAAGUAUCACAACAUACUAGCAACAGUGGUAGUAAUACCACACCAUCAUCACCACAACUUAACAAAGCAGCAGCGCGGAUCACGUUAGUAAACAGAUAUCAAUUAAAAAUGAGAGAAAAGCUUGAGUAUCUAGAUCUUCAGGAAUGGGAUAGGAAUGUUAGUUUAGUGACGGAUGUUCCAGGGAUUAGAAAAAGUAGAUUGUUAAUUGAAUGUGUUAAUCAUAUUAGAAAAAGUUUUCUGGGAUUUUUAAAAGACUUGGUUGACCUCAUAAUAGUAUCUUAUAAUAAUGGGAAUACACCUUCUAAUUUAGAUUUGCAAUUAGGGGCAGAAAAAUCUUUAAGCUUACAACUUUUGCAUUCUGCAUUUGUGAAUCCAUCAAGAAAGUAUAUCGAGUUUGUUGUGAAUCUAAAAAGAGAAGGAUUUAA